This is a messenger RNA of Schizophyllum commune H4-8, 734 nucleotides long. RefSeq lists its product as uncharacterized. The coding region runs from base 149 to 544 and encodes 131 amino acids. The record is from RefSeq and is a predicted model, not a curated record. Lineage: Eukaryota; Fungi; Basidiomycota; Agaricomycetes; Agaricales; Schizophyllaceae. The transcript has a single exon.
UACGAUCUUCUCCCAAAUUCUCUCGCCAUCACUCUCUUGGCUGCUCGUCGGCUCCCUCAGCUCGAACCGCAUACACUCGCACCCUCUCGAUAGGAACGCUGCCACAACAAUUUUCGAGGCUCACUCGCCUCUGCAAAUACUAUACUCUAUGUCUACAUCAACAAGUCUCCUGGCGCAUCUCCCGUCCAUCUGGAAGAGGAUCGUCCUCCUAAACCCUGCCUUUCAAGGCGGGCGCGACGUGGAUUAUCCGUCCCACAAUUUGUACGACAAUAUGUGCUUGAUCUGCGAGGAUGGCUACGCGCUCUCGUCGCUGGCGAACUGCAUGGGUGUAUGCUGCAACAUCUUUGUGAACCUCGUCGCCAACACUCUCGCCGUCGAAGGCACGCUCGCGCGGCCCCCAAUUUCUUCCUAUCGCCCACAUCCCACAGGUCCACUGGUUAAUCGUGACCGUCAGAAACGGUCUCUUGGUCACUAUCCAGCAGGUCUCAGCAUCAAAGACGCGUCUGCCGCGCACCGGCACGUGGGACCCAAUGAGGCGUUUUGAGGGCGAGCACCCGGGCGUCUUUGUCGGCGUCGUGAUCGGGCGCUUCUCGUGACUCUCCAAACUCAGGCGAAUGUGCUUCGGCGCCGACUAUACCUUGAGACCCGCUUGAAUUCCGCGCCGGGCAUCGUCGCCAACUCGACGAUCCUGCGUAAUCUCGCGACGACGAAGGCGCACACCGCGCUCUGGCGCA